AUGUGCCGUGAUGCUGGUUUACCAGUAACGGGUAACAAAAAUCAACUAAUUGAACGGUUGAUGGACAACAAUGUAUCCGAAAGCGAAAGUGAUACUCAAAGUGUUGUAAUGCAGCGGUUAUCGUCUUUAGAAAAAACUAUUUCGGACUUGGUGCUACAACAAAAACAAAAUACAACGACAUCAAAUAAUUUUGUACCACCAAUAUCGUCUUCACCGGUAAAUGUUAUUGGUAAUAUGGAAAAGUCCGCUCCAACCGUAACGAGUACAUAUACCGUGAUGCAUCCACAAGUAUUACCGAACGCAUACAAUAGUCAACAUUCGCUGUGGACAACCGCUCAAGAGCCCAGCAAUGUUAAUUUCCCCGAAUUUUCUCAAUCGGGACACGUCGCGUUUGUGCCGCAAUCAAAUGCAUAUGUUUCGCACGCUUGUAUGCAAGCACCACCGACUUUCCCCCCACCGACAUUUGUGCCACCAGUGACAUCCGCGCCGUAUGCAACGUACCAGAAUCCGUCAGUACCGUACACAUUCGAUUACGUUCGCGCACCGCCGGUAGUACCGAAUUAUCACAAUCCAUACGAGAAUGUGCGCGAUAUUGUUGAACUUUUACCCGUUUUUGGCCCAUCGUCCGAUCCAAAAGAUGCGGGAUCAGCAAAAUAUUGGGUUGAUUCUCUGCAAGACGUGUUUAUUUCGUGGGCAGAAUUCGUUCAUAAAUUUCUGCUAAACUUUCCGUGCAUCGAAAAUGAAGCCGAUGUGCAUCUUAAGAUGGCACAAACGAAACGGCAAACCAAUGAGUCCGCUCAAGAGUUUUAUUACCGCAUGCUUGCCUUAGGUUCAAAAGGUGGGUUAUCCGACUCGAGUAUUGCGCGCCAUAUUAUAAACGGCAUUAAUGAUUCAGACUUACGUAAGAAAAUUUCUAAUAACUAUACGCAUUGUCAAGAUUUACUAAGUGACAUUAUAAACUUUAAUAUUUAUAACGAAGUGAAAACCGCGCCACCUAAAAUGGUAUUCAAAACAAACGCGUCGAUAGAAAAACCGCCGAAUCGAAAGUUUGCGGUUACAGAAAAUCAAAAGCCACAAACACCUUUACCACUCGAAAAAGUUAAGUGCUAUAACUGCUUUAAAUUUGGACAUUAUUCCGUAAAUUGUGCCGAGCCACAACGGAAGUCGCGCUGUGAAAAGUGCCAACGCACAACGCAUAAAACCGCAGACUGUUAUCUAAAAACUGAAAACCGCAUUAAUAUAAUUGAUCAGCGCGCAUGUGAUGAUAAAAUAGUUAAAACAAUCAAAGUGAAUGGUAUAGAAACUCUAGCAUUUGUGGACCCUGGUAGUAGUCGUACACUUAUUCGUAAAACAUUCGCGCGUAAAAUCGGAGACGUGCGUGAGCAACUCACAAUAUUGAAAGGGUUCGCGGACGGACAAUAUGCUAGUACCGAAAUUGUAAGUGCGAUAAUAGAAAUUGACGGUAAUAAUAAUCCAACUAUUAUGCCUGUCAUUGACGAUGAUUUCUUGUGUGAAUCCGUAUUGUUGGGACGAGACGUAUUGUGCCGCGCGGGUAAUCGCUUGGUUAUUGAACAAGAUCAGUGCCGCAUAGAAGACAUAAAUAAAAUUGACGUUACAAAUGAUUUAAGUGUAAUUGAUCGCCAGAGCUUGCAACAACUACUAACACAACACGCUGAUGUUUUUGCAAGAAAUUUAUCUGAAAUUGGUAAGUGUGAUGUUGCAAAAAUGAGUAUCGAAUUAAACAUCAACAUACCAAUUUGCCUUAAGCCGUACCGUAUUCCGUUCGCUAAACGCGCGAUCGUUUCCGAAAUCGUAUCUGAAUUAUUGAGCAACAAUAUAAUUCGACCGAGUGAGUCAUCUUACGCCGCGCCAGUUGUUCUCGUCGAAAAAAAGAAUGGCGAACAUCGCUUAUGUGUGGACUACCGCAGUCUAAACAAAGUUACUAUAAAAAGACCUUAUCCCAUGCCGAUCAUGGAAGAACAGUUCGCGCAACUUGCCGGAAAUAAUUUUUUUACAACGCUUGAUCUACGUACCGGGUAUCAUCAAAUUGAAAUAGAUGAAUCCUCAAAAAAAUAUACCGCUUUCGUAACUACUGACGGCCACUACGAAUACAACCGCAUGCCGUUCGGUCUGGUAAACGCGCCCGCUGUGUUCCAAUGUAUGAUGGAUAAAAUUAUUGCACAAAUGCCGCGCGGUGAAGUGUUAGCAUAUUUGGAUGAAGUUAUUAUUCCAAGUAAAACUAUUGACGAAGGACUUAAGCGACUCGAAAAAUUUAUAAAAAUAUUAAAACGUUAUGGACUUACAUUGCGCAUGGACAAAUGUAAAUUUCUUAAAAAUGAAAUUGAGCAUUUGGGCCAUGUAAUUAAUAGAAACGGUAUAACGCCGGGUAAACGUAAAGUAGCCGCGAUCGCAGAUUUUCCGCCGCCUAAAAACGUCACAGAGGUCCGAAGAUUUCUGGGUCUUACUGGAUUUUUCCGAAAAUUCGUGCCCAACUAUUCGUUUAUAGUCAAACCAAUAACGCAGCUGCUACGUAAAGAAGAACAAUAA
Anastrepha ludens (Mexican fruit fly) is the source of this 2547-nucleotide messenger RNA. RefSeq lists its product as uncharacterized. The transcript has 2 exons. The record is from RefSeq and is a predicted model, not a curated record. NCBI's taxonomy places the organism in Eukaryota, Metazoa, Arthropoda, Insecta, Diptera, Tephritidae. Gene Ontology annotation, molecular function: nucleic acid binding; zinc ion binding. Bases 1 to 2547 code for a protein of 848 amino acids.